Callorhinchus milii (elephant shark) is the source of this 4953-nucleotide messenger RNA. It is a transcript of the gene drosha, whose product is annotated as drosha ribonuclease III. NCBI's taxonomy places the organism in Eukaryota, Metazoa, Chordata, Chondrichthyes, Chimaeriformes, Callorhinchidae. The record is from RefSeq and is a predicted model, not a curated record. The coding region runs from base 216 to 4499 and encodes 1427 amino acids. Gene Ontology annotation, cellular component: nucleus. Gene Ontology annotation, biological process: regulation of gene expression; pre-miRNA processing; rRNA processing. Gene Ontology annotation, molecular function: ribonuclease III activity; double-stranded RNA binding. The transcript is spliced from 32 exons.
CUUCCGUGUGGCUGUGGUGCUGAGUGGCUGUGAGCAGCUCUGCUUCCUGAUCCAGCCCCAGCCUCCCCUCCCUCCCCUCCCCCUCACUGUGCAGCAGAGGGGCCACCCCUGGCCCAGGCUGUGAGCCCUCAGUGCUGAGUGAGUGAGUGAGUGAGUGAGUGGAGUGAAGGGGCUGUGACUCCUCUCUGUGCAGAGAUUGGUGUGAAGAUAGCACCAUGUCAUUUCAUUCGGGAAGAGGGGGAUCUGCACCCACUGGCCACGGGACGUUCCCUAAAGCUGGAGGGCCUCGGGGUAGAGGUGCGUCAGGGAAUAGAAUGCCUCAACAAACCUUUCAGCCUCCAAGUUAUCGGCCGUCCCAUCCUCAGCAGCCCCCACCGCUACUUCUGUGUGACCAGCAGGUUACUCCCCCUCCCAGGUUCACAAGCCCACAAAACACAGGCUACGCUCCUCCCAGAGCAGACUUCAUGACCUAUCCACCCAGCGUUCCCCAGCCAGGUGAGGUGGAUAUUAGACAGAAUCCUAUGCAUCAAUGCCCUGUAAGGGCGAGGGCACCAUUCCCUAGCCCUCCGGUCCGCCAAGGGUUUCCUGGCUUGCCUUGCUAUCCUCAGGCCCCUCCUGUGCCCAGUCCCACGCCCGCAGUGUCGGGCACCCCUGACAGGCAGGAUAGUUUCCACCACUUGAUGCCGUCAGCCCCCACUCAGCCACCUCCCUUGCUUGCCCCACCCCAGCAAAUCAACUAUCAGGCUCCGUAUACCAUGAGCUACUCGCAGCAUUUUCAGCUGCAGCAUUUUGGGAACAGCUACCAGCAGAGUUCUGCAACCAGCUCUUACCAGCAGACCAAUCCCUACCAGCAGAGCUGUGGGCCUAGCAUUUACCAGCAGAGCUCUGCGACUGGUGUCUACCAGCAAAGUCCCGGGACCAGUCCCUACCAGCAAAGCUCGGCCCCCAGUGUGUACCAGCAGAGCUGUGGGACCAGUGCCUACCAACACAGAUCUGCGACGAGCACCUACCAGCAGAGCUCCACAUCCAACAGCUGCCACCCCAGCUCAGGAUCCUACCAGUCUGACCACUUCAGACACAAGCAGCACUACCCGGCGGUGAAGUCGCAAAGCGAACGGCGCUCACCAGACCGCGGCCGGCACCACGAGCAUCACCACAAGGGGCAGGGCUACAGGAGCCACAGCGAGCGACACAGGUCAGACUCCCACGGGGAUCGCAGGAACCGGGCCAGGAGCCCCGAACGCAGGAGGUCAGAAAGCAGCCGCCGCAGGUCCAGCCGUGAUCGGGGAAGAUCUCCGACCCGACACAGAAAUCGCGAUCACAGCAGGGAUCGACAGAAGCACCGGGACAGCUACAGGUCCCCAUCUUAUGACAGGCAACAUAGAAGGGAGCGAAAAAGGACACGCAGCCGUUCAAGCAGCAGAGAGAGGAAGAGGCCUCGCUGGGAGGAUGAGAAAGAACGAAGGCGAGAAGGUCACUCCUCAAGCAAGGAGAAAUCUCAGCCCGCCACCCGACCCAAAGAGAUCGAGGAGAACUCCCUCCCUGAGAAAGUUGAAGAAGAGAAAGAGGAUGAAGAUGCACUGAGUACAAAGCCAGUGUGGAUUCGCUGUACUCACUCUGAAAAUUACUAUUCUAGUGAUCCUAUGGAUCAGGUGGGAGACUCCACUGUCGUUGGCACAAGCAAGCUUCGAAAUCUUUACGAGAAGUUUGAAGAGGAACUUGGCCAGAGACAAGCUAAAGCCAAAGCAGCUAGACCACCGUGGGACCCUCCGAAGACCAAAUUGGAUGAAGAAAUCGAUGUCAGCUCCAGUGAGUCGGACUGUGAAUCAGAUGAGGAGAGUGAUGACAGUAGCACGUGCAGCUCAGACUCUGAACUUAUCGACGUCAUUGAGGAAAUCAAGCGUAGAAAGGCUCACCCGGAUCGGCUGCAUGAGGAACUGUGGUACAAUGAUCCCGGCCAGAUGAACGAUGGACCACUGUGUAAGUGCAGCGCAAAGGCCAAACGAACUGGAAUAAGACAUAGCAUCUACCCUGGCGAAGAGGUCCAUGUAGCUUGUCGCCCAAUAACCAACAAUGCAGGUCGACUGUUCCACUACAGAAUUACUGUAUCUCCACCUACUAACUUUUUGACUGACAGACCAACUGUGAUAGAGUAUGAUGACCAUGAAUACAUCUUCGAAGGGUUUUCUCUGUUUUCCCACACGUCUCUUAAUAACAUUCCUUUAUGCAAAGUGAUACGCUUCAACAUUGACUACACCAUUCAUUUCAUAGAGGAAAUGAUGCCAGAGAACUUCUGUGUUAAGGGACUGGAGCUGUUCUCUUCAUUCUUGUUCAGGGACUUGUUGGAGCUGUAUGAUUGGAACAUUCUUGGUCCUCGCUUUGAAGAUGGCACUCCAUCCUGCCCACGAUUUCACUUCAUGCCCCGCUUUGUUAGGUCUCUGCCUGACAGUGGGAAGGAGGUGCUUUCGAUGCACCAGGUGCUGCAUUAUCUCCUGCGCAGCAGCAAGGCUCUCGUUCCCGAGGAGGAGAUUGCUGACAUGUUACAAUGGGAGGAGUUGGAGUGGCAGAAAUACGCUGAGGAAUGCAAAGGAAUGAUCGUUAGCUACCCUGGCAUGAAACCCAGCUCUGUUCGCAUUGACCAGUUGGACCGGGAACAGUUUAACCCCGAUGUCAUAACUUUUCCGAUUAUUGUUCAUUUCGGGAUCCGACCUGCACAGCUGAGCUAUGCUGGCGACCCUCAGUACCAGAAACUAUGGAAGAGCUAUGUCAAACUACGCCAUCUGCUGGCAAAUAGCCCAAAAGUUAAACAAGCAGACAAGCAAAAGUUAGCUCAACGCGAGGAAGCUUUGCAGAAGAUACGACAGAAGAAUACUAUGAGGCGUGAGGUAACUGUAGAGCUGAGCAGUCAAGGGUUCUGGAAGACUGGGGUCCGCUCUGAUGUUUGCCAGCAUGCCAUGAUGUUGCCAGUGCUGACUCACCACAUCCGUUACCACCAGUGCCUCAUGCACCUGGAUAAGUUGAUAGGUUACAAGUUUAAGCAACGUUGUCUGCUGCAGCUUGGAAUGACUCACCCGAGCCAUCACCUGAAUUUCGGGAUGAAUCCAGACCAUGCAAGAAACUCCCUGUCCAACUGUGGUAUCCGGCAACCCAAGUAUGGAGACCGAAAGGUCCACCACAUGUACAUGAGGAAGAAAGGCAUAAAUACCUUAAUAAACAUCAUGUCACGGCUCGGUCAGGACGAUCCAACUCCAUCGAGGAUCAACCACAAUGAAAGACUGGAGUUCCUGGGAGACGCAGUGGUUGAAUUUUUAACAAGUGUGCACUUGUACUUUCUGUUUCCAAACCUGGAGGAAGGAGGCUUAGCUACGUACCGCACUGCUAUUGUUCAGAACCAACACCUUGCUAUGCUGGCCAAGAAACUUGAACUGGACAGAUUCAUGCUUUAUGCUCACGGACCAGACCUCUGUCGGGAAUCAGACUUACGUCACGCUAUGGCAAACUGCUUUGAAGCUCUAAUAGGUGCGGUCUAUCUAGAAGGUGGUCUGGAAGAAGCAAAACACUUGUUUGGUCGACUACUGUUUGAUGGCAUGGACCUGCGGGAAGUUUGGCUUAAUUAUCCUCUGCACCCUCUGCAACUGCAGGAGUCACAUUCUGACAGACCCCUGAUCAACACGUCUCCUGUUCUAAAGAAACUAACUGAGUUUGAAGAAAUAAUUGGAGUUGAUUUUACCCACAUACGGCUUCUGGCUCGAGCCUUUACCCUACGCACUGUUGGAUACAACCAUUUAACUCUAGGUCACAAUCAGAGGAUGGAAUUCCUCGGUGACUCGAUAAUGCAAUUGGUAGCCACUGAGUACUUAUUCAUACAUUUCCCGGACCACCACGAGGGGCACUUAACGCUGCUACGAAGUUCUCUGGUGAAUAACCGUACUCAAGCCAAAGUGGCAGAAGAACUAGGCAUGCAGGACUUUGCCAUCACUAAUGAUAAAACCAAAAGGCCAGUAGCACUACGAACCAAGACUUUGGCUGACCUGCUGGAAUCAUUCAUAGCAGCACUUUACAUCGACCAGGAGCUGGAAUUUGUCCGUACUUUCAUGAAUGUAUGUUUCUUCCCACGAUUGAAGGAGUUUAUCCUAAACCAGGAUUGGAAUGAUCCCAAGUCUCAACUUCAACAGUGUUGCCUGACCCUUCGAACAGAGGGUAAAGAGCCAGACAUCCCUCUGUACAAAAUUCUUCAGACAGUGGGGCCAUCUCAUGCCAGGACAUACACUGUUGCUGUGUACUUUAAAGGGGAGAGAAUUGGCUGUGGCACUGGUCCAAGCAUUCAGCAAGCAGAGAUGGGAGCAGCAAUGGAUGCAUUGGAAAAAUAUAACUUUCCCCAGAUGGCUCAUCAGAAGCGCUUCAUUGAACGGAAAUACAGACAGGAGUUGAGAGAAAUGAGGCGGGAAAGAGAACGACAGGAGAAGGAUCCCGAUGAGACUGAGGAGAGCAGAAAAUAAACGAGUACAUGAAAACUGUGGCAUAUUUACCUUCUUAAAAACUGCAAUUCUAGCCACGUUGGCCUUUGGGGACUUAACCUAUUUUUAAUGUGAAAGUGAACGAGGAGCCAUGAAACAAGUAUACCAAGAAUGGGAUACAGUACCCACUCUUUGUAAUGAGGUAUGAAACACACUCUUGCAGAAGAGGCUUUGCAUUGGAGACAUUGCUAUUUGUUUCAUGUUAUUUAAAUAUUCUCUGAGUGGGCUUGAUUUUUUUUUAAAGUUGUGUUUUUAAUUCUUUCAUUUCAGUGUCGUGAUUUCUAAUUGUGUGGUUUUAAUUUUGUUAUAGUGCAACCCUGUUAUAAUGCGCUUGCUGGGUCCAAUCUUUCAUGCCCCACGUUUUCAUGGCACUAAAAGUGCCAUGGGUUAAAAUAAUAAUAAUCCUUCCAUUUGAUAUAGUGCUUUUUACAUCUUC